AUGAGCAUUAAGAAAAAUGACUAUACGGCCAAUUCUUCAUUUUUUCCAAAUCAUACAGCUUUGAUCAAAGAAAAAUACGAAGACCUUAUAAAUCAUAUAAAUUCAAUCGAUUUUUCAAUCCAAAUCCUUGUUAAACUAAAUAGCACAAUAGAAUUUGCAAACCAACUCAUCGAACGCAAUCAAAAUGGCAUAUGCUUAUUUAGCCAAAAUCAAUCAUGCGCAAGCAAAAAAUUAAUCUUAAACUUUUACAAGAAUAAAAACUCGUCAAUUGUAAGUCAAGCUAAGCUAGACCUAGAUGUAGCUAAUUUUUUCAGGACAAAACUCUCUCUAUGGAUUCAAGAUUAUGACUUGCUAAAAAUGAGCUUUCUAAACAAAGUGAAACUUUUACAAAAUGAUACUUUUUGUUCAAAUUUAAAGCAAAUAUUAACAAAUGAAGACAAGGAAAUGCUAUAUCAAAUUGCCCUUCUAUCUCGAAAAUUAGACGACAUUGAAAUAGCUGCUUCAAAUGCCAUAUCUAUUCUAAAUCUAUCAGGCCAUAACUUUCAUAAUAAAGACCUUCAUGGGAUAAAAAUUCCAGGAGCAAAUUUAUCAAGAUCUUAUUUAUACAAUACAAACUUUGAGGGAAGCAAUUUAACUGGAGUGGAUUUUGAUUUUUCAGUUAUAGAGCACAGUAACUUUAAAAACUGCAAUUUAAAAAAUUGUGAGUUUGGCUUAAAAUUCAUGGUUAAGACUCUUCUUGAACCUUGGAUGUUUUCCCCCAGCAAAAAUUUCUUAAUGUGCAGAUCUAGAUAUUGUGACCAGAGGCGUUUAGAAAUUUGGCAUGUAGAAAAGCAGCAAAGAAUUAUUAAUUUAUCUUUUGGUGGCUGAGCUAUAUUUUCACCUUUUGAUAUAGAGGUUUCCUCUAUAUAGCGCUAAAAGCGCAGACAUUUUCCCAGGAGCUUUCCAAGUUCGUCGGACCAAAUCGCUUUUUUGGUCCGACCAAGGCAUUGAUUUGGUGCAACCUACCGAUAAAUUCCGAUCAGAAUUUAUCGGCCUUACAGCGCCAAACAUAGGAAACUUCUAUAAUUAUUUUGGUUAUACUACCUCAAAAGAUGGGCUAAUAAUACAAAAUCUAAAUACAAGCGAAAUAAUAGAAAUUUUAGAUUCAAAUGAAUUCACAUUUUCAAAAGAUGAGAAAUAUAUAGCCCCUGAAAUAUUUUAGAUCAUUAUGGCAAUCCAUUUUAAUUUUCAAAUUUAAUCUGUACUUGUCAGCUUUUUUGAAAGUAAAAACGAAAUUGACAAAUCUCCGUUUAUGGUUUUAAGGUACCUAAUCAGACUUAUACUGUAUAAGGCAGGUGCCCUGUACAUAUUUUUUCUGGUCAGUAUUCUGCUGGGAUAUAGAGAUCUAUUAAGGUGCAUGAGCUAUAUAGCAUACAGCUCAGAAAAUGAUAUUUGAAUUUUUAGCCUAAAAGAAAAAACAAGGGAUCUCUUCUUAAAAUCAGCUGGAAUCGAUCAGAAAAUUAUUCUAUGAUCCCCAUGCAGCAAAUUUUCCCUAUUGCACAGAGGCGAAACUGUUGAGCUAUGAGACUUAACAUCAAAAUCAUUCAUAAAAACGAAAGAGCAUAUAGAUGGCCACGUUUUUUCAUGAAAUAGCAGAUAUUUAGUUUCUUAUAGUUGUAAUUUCUACCCAAAAAAUUCAAUUAUAUCAAUUGAUGUCCUGAGUGAUGGCCUUUCCUACGACAUAGAAAUAAAAAAUGAUCAUAUUGAAUCUCUAGAAUUUUCUAAAACUGUUGAAAAAUUAUUAUUGAUUAGCCUUUCAAACUCUUGCAUGCUAUGAAAUGCAGAAACUUUUGAAUCUAUAUAUCAAAUCCCUUCAUUUAUUUAUCUCAUGAAAUGCGAAUUUUUGAAAUCUUCAAAUCAUAUUAUUUGUCAUACACAUCGUGAAGCUAUAAUUCUAAACAUUUUGAAUCAAAAAAGCACUGGAUUUUUUGGGUUUAAAGGUCACGUAAUAUAUAAUCAAUAUUCAGUGACUCAAAAACACACCAAAUUUUUUUUCCAUGAUAUUUUAAAACACACUGAGCGGCUUGAAGACCAUAUCAAUUUAAAUGCUCUUUCAGCAUGCUACUCGACAUGUGGAAAAUAUAUUGCAAUAGUAUACGAUACAGGAAAAGUAAUGAGAUGAGAAACAGCAAGCUAUUAUGCUGUAAAAAUAUUGCCAGCUUCUUUACACGAAAUUAAGGAAAUAUUACUGUUCUCUGGUCACAUUCUUUGAGCAAAGAGUCAAAAUGGAUUCUUUUUAUGAGAUUAUGAAGAAAAUACAAAUAUAAAAUAUUGAAAUGAGAAUUUCAAGUUUUUUGCUUUCUCUUCAUGUGGAAAUUAUUUUUCAUUAGGCCAUAAUCAGGAGUUUCAAAUAAUCAAAGUAAGCAAUUUUAAAACGAAGUGCAUCAUAAAUCCAUCUUUAGACAGCAGCUGCAUCAUCAGUUCGUUUUUCAUUGAUAAAAACCGAUUCGCUUACUCAAAAGACAAUGGGCAAAUUGAUAUUAUUUCUUUAGAAACAUUGAGAAUAUUAAAAACUCUUAAUUUGGAAUGCAAUAACAUUAAAUUACUUGAAUUCUCACCGACAAAAAAUUUACUAGCAUCAUCAUUAAAAAACAAUAUAGCAGUAUGAAGUUUCAAAGAAGAAAAUGUCUUCCUAGAAAACUCUAUUUUUUUAACGAGCUCUGAAGCAUUGAUCAAGUUUUCUCCUUGCGGACUUUAUAUUUCAAUUCUUAAAAAUAAAAGCUGAUCAUUCCUUGUCUAUGAUUCAAGCUUGCAAAAAUUGAUUUUUAAAUGUCCAAGGCAGAAAGAGAAAAUAGCUUUGGCAUUAUGGCAUCCUUAUUUAAUAAAAGUUAUUUCAAUUGGAGAAUCUGGAGGUAAAGUAUGAAAUUUUCAAAAUAUUGCCUUAAAGAGUAAAAGUAGAAAAAGGAAAAAUUUAAAUUUAUGCAGGGAGUGAUGUGUAUUGAAAAAUGAACUUUUUAUAAAAGACUGCGAUUUUGAAGGAGCAGUUUUAAGUAGAGAAAAUUUAAGCACAAUAAAAAAUUUUGGAUAA
Molecule: messenger RNA, 3067 nt
Organism: Blepharisma stoltei
Lineage: Eukaryota; Ciliophora; Heterotrichea; Heterotrichida; Blepharismidae
Source: the annotation of a GenBank genome assembly